AUGAUACCACUCUUUUAUUUUGUUGCUUUAGUUCUCUUGGGAUGUGUAGCUUGGCUUUUUCCAGCGCUAUUCGUAAAAAAAAGGUUCAAAAUUGAGAGAAAAAAUCUAUCAGUAGCUCCUGUGGAUGAUUAUUUCAACUGGAAAGUAGUUCAACCUACAAUAAGUCUUCCUUUUAAAAAGUCCUAUGCUAUGAGUAUGGGGAUACGCCGCUGUGCAGUCGAAGACUGGCUCCUAAUCGAAAAUACGUACCUAGCUCGAGUCAAUGAACGUAAAAGAAUUGUCAAGAGUCAUAAAAAUCAAACAGUUUAUUCCCAUGAAAGCAGUUUCGAUGCAAUUGAAGAGCUCUAUUCAACAGUGAUCACAUUCCUUGCAUCACGUUACCCCAAAAUAUUUUACCAGAAUGACAAGGAUGCAUCAAUGAUCCAAAAUUCUAUCACAGGAGAAGAAAUACCUCUUUCUACUAAAGGAACAAGUGCAGAUCAGCAGCUCUUGAACUUGAGUAAAUCAGUUGAAGAAGAUUUCUUACUUUUAAUUAAGGAUCCUCUCGACAACAAUAUAUAUAAGUUGAGAGGCGGUGUAUGGUGCUUUCCUAAUGGAUUUGACCCUGCAGAAAAGUUCAACAGAACGAUGAAUGAGAUUCAUUCACCAAUCCCUCAUCUAAACGAAAAGUUGGGAUUAUCCAUAGACCGUUUUUUUGCAAGGAUGAAAGAUGGAUCCUUCGUCUCCAGAAACAACUGGGCUGUACAGACUCAUUCAAAUUUGUUUCUGAUUUCAAACACUCACUCCUAUUCGCACGACGAAAUCAUUAAACCUCUUACUCUUGACGAUGUAGAUUUGAGUGAGAUAUAUGUGAGAAGCGAAUAUCAAGUCUUAACCAAGUUACCAAAAUCUGAUGCCAUAGUAUUUACAAUUAGGGCAUAUAUGUUCACAUUGUCACAAAUCAAAGAGCAAGGGUUGGGUAAUGCCUUUUGCGAUGCUAUCGAUGGUCUCCCAGAAAGCUUCGGCAUUUACAAAAGACGUCCGGAAUGGAAACAAGUAAUUAGAGACUAUCUUUUGAAUACAACGUUAGUAUAG
Messenger RNA from Priceomyces carsonii, 1074 nucleotides. Its product is annotated as heme-dependent oxidative N-demethylase family protein. The record is from RefSeq and is a predicted model, not a curated record. Lineage: Eukaryota; Fungi; Ascomycota; Pichiomycetes; Serinales; Debaryomycetaceae. Bases 1 to 1074 code for a protein of 357 amino acids. The transcript has a single exon.